Molecule: messenger RNA, 1949 nt
Organism: Thalassophryne amazonica
Lineage: Eukaryota; Metazoa; Chordata; Actinopteri; Batrachoidiformes; Batrachoididae
Product: HERV-H LTR-associating protein 1
Exons: 16
Coding region: 117-1610 (497 amino acids)
Source: RefSeq, a predicted model, not a curated record
UGUUCAGACGAGCUGAAACAGGUUUCCUGUGAUCCUGAUCGGACUGCAGGUGUCCGAUCCACGGGCCACGCUUGCAUCACCUUGUGACACCUUCGACAGAGGAUUCACAGAGCAGGAUGAUGACCCACAGAUCACAUCAACAGUCGCGCCUCUGUUUGAUUUUCUGCACUACUGCUUCUCUGCUACUCGUCCUCUUCAGUCAAGAUGUAGAACAUAAACAGUCCAAACAGAGGCUGCAGCGAGAUGAUCUGGAGUCUGCAGAAAUGCCUGCAGAGUACAUUGACCCAGCUGCCAUCGAUCUCACCCCACUGGUCAAUACUUUAAUAAAUUCAAGUCAAUCCGGUUCUCGUCAGCUCUUCUCUCUGCUCAGUGUGACGUCAUACAGCUCGUUGGCUUUACACAAACUCACCCUGCUGGUUUAUAACAUUUCCAGCAUGAAAAGUGUAGAAAGCGGUGUCUUCAGGAGACGAUUCUGCUACUGCGUCACCAAUGAGACAAACGACUUAACAGAUUUUACUGCCAUUCUGUUGGACGUGAUGGGAAACUCAACCAGUUACCUUCAGGAGAUUUUCAAAUCUGCGUCCAUAUUAUCAGUCAGCCAGAGGAAUAAUUCAGACUGCAUUUACAUCUGUGUGAUGGCGGGGAAGAAGGAAAGAGAGAUGCCGAACCUGUGGGAGGCAGGUGCCAUUACACCACUCUUUAACCGGACCAUCGUUGAAGGUCCUCACGUCGGUAAUGUUUCAUCCUUCAAAAUACCUUUUGAACUGCACCAACCGCCCACCAAUCUGAGUCACAUCUCGCCAUCUGGGAUGAGCACCAUGUUGACCAGCAGAGUCCAUUCCACAGAUCGUGGGUUGUCAACAAUGACUGAAGCAACCGUUGCAACAACAGCAAAGAUCACAACUGCCCAACUGCAGGCAACGUUUCAGAAACCAACAACCUUCAAGCCACCGAGUCAAACAGCACAAGUCACUUCAAUGACGACACAACAAGCUGUAGAAUCACUGACGAGUAUUUUUCAACCGAUCAGAACCUCAGCGGAGCCACUCCCCACAGUGUUUGUUACCACGGCAGCACCUACAACUACAGCCAAAACUCAAACAACCACAGCAUCAGCCAAUCCCACGACCUGCUCACCAGGCACCAGUCUGAGCCCGCGGAUUACAGCAGCACAGCCAACUGCAACAACCCGACGCACACCUUCCACAGGUCAUCCAAUAACAUUUUCUUCUGAGCAUCACACAGCUGGAAAGACCAUCGUGUUUACAAGCAAGAAACCAGCAAACGCAUCAUCCAGCAUGUCGAGGGUCCCAGAGAAACCAGGCUGUCCUUGGAGAAGAUCCGAGUUGAUUGACAACUCAGUUGCCAGCAGCACUACUGUCAGUGCUCACAAGCUGCAGUCAUGUGUCUUUGAGCUCUGCAAGUUCUUCUCCCAGUGUCUCUGCAGACCUCGGAAGACGCUCUACAAGAUGCGAUUGAAAAGAUACUGUGACGACAGCCACGUCUGGUAUGAAAAACAUACAUUGGAGUUAUGUCGGAGGGUCAGGAGAGUCUCCUUCUCCAGGAAUUUGAAACAACGCUGCCUGACAAAGAUGUGCAGCAAACUGUGAUGGAGUGGAAGCUGGAGUGGAAGCACAAAUACAAAAAGCUCUUCAUCGUCACUACAAAAGACUAAUGUGAUCCACAAACCGACACCAGCAGCAAAACAUUUGCAGUCAGUUUGAAGUGUGGACAGGUUUUUACACUUUUCACCUGUUCAAGUAAAACACAACAUUCACAGUGAAGUUUGUAAUUCUUAAAAAGCUUUGCGAAUUUUAUAGAACAAUACAGACAAAAUGAUCGUCCUGGACUAAAGCAACACUUUAGCAUCAAGCUUUUGGAAAAAUGAACAGUUUAAAAUUCUCUUACUGGAUAAGAAAUUUAAUAAAGACAGCUGCUGAAUGUUCCCA